Molecule: messenger RNA, 3240 nt
Organism: Ornithorhynchus anatinus (platypus)
Lineage: Eukaryota; Metazoa; Chordata; Mammalia; Monotremata; Ornithorhynchidae
Gene: SCARF1
Product: scavenger receptor class F member 1
Exons: 11
Coding region: 23-2464 (813 amino acids)
Molecular function (GO): scavenger receptor activity
Source: RefSeq, a predicted model, not a curated record
GCCAGAGCCUGCGCUGGCUGCCAUGGGGCUGCUCAUCCCGUUGGUCCCGCUGCUCUGGCUGCGGGGGGUCCUCGGGGGGCCGGACCUGGAUCCUGGCGGGAAGAACGUCUGCCAGGCUGGGAGCCUUCCCUCAGAGCCCGUGUGCUGCCCCGGCUGGAGGCAGGAAGGCCGGGAGUGCACCGCUGCCAUCUGUGAUGGGGAAGACGCCUGCGGAGCGGAGGAAGUGUGUGUCCGGCCGGGCCUGUGCCGCUGCAAACCCGGCUACUUCGGGGCCCAGUGCAAUUCCCGCUGCCCGGGCCAGUACUGGGGCCCCGACUGCCGCCGGAGCUGCCCCUGCCACCCCCACGGCCAGUGCCACCCCGCCAGCGGGCAGUGCUCCUGCCAUUCGGACCGCUGGGGCGGCCUCUGCCAGUUCCCCUGCUCCUGCGGGGCCCACGGGAGCUGCGACCCGCUGAGCGGCGCCUGCCGCUGCCAGCCCGGCUGGUGGGGCUCGGCCUGCCGCCGGCCCUGCCAGUGCAACCCGGCGGGCGGCCUCUGCCACGCCGCCCUGGGCAGCUGCCUCUGCCAGCCCGGCUGGUGGGGCCGGCGCUGCAGCUUCCGCUGCCCCUGCCACGGCUCGCCCUGCUCCCCGACCACCGGCCGCUGCGCCUGCCGGCCGGGCUGGUGGGGCCCCGACUGCCGGGACCCCUGCGACUGCGGACACGGCCGCUGCCACCCGGACAGCGGACACUGCGCCUGCCACCCCGGCUACCGGGGCCUCGACUGCCGGCAGCCCUGCCCUCCCGGCUCCUUUGGCCUCCAGUGCCGGGACAGCUGCGGGCACUGCCAGAAAAGCCAGGCCUGCUUCCCAGACACUGGCGCCUGCCCAGCUUGUGAGCCCGGCUGGAACGGGACCCGCUGCGAUGAGCCGUGCCCCGCCGGCACCUUCGGGGAGAGAUGUGAGCAUUCGUGCCCACCCUGCCGGCAAGGGGAGACCUGCCAGCCCGACAGUGGGCACUGCCAGCACUGCGACCCUGGCCAGACGGGGCCCAGGUGCGAAGACCCCUGCCCUCUGGGCACCUACGGAGAAAACUGUAGCUCUGUGUGUCCAGCGUGUGAAGAAGGGGCCUGUGAUCCUGUGUCUGGAGAGUGUGUCUGCAACCCUGGCUUCUGGGGUCCUAGCUGCAAUACCACCUGCCCGUCUGGCUUCCAUGGAGACAACUGCUCCCUCCCCUGUGGCUGCUCGGCGGGGACCUGCCACCCUGUUUCUGGGGACUGUGAACUGAAGCUCCAGUCCCGGGCUCCCCUCAUCGUGGGUGUCCUGGUCCCUCUGUCGCUGCUCCUCCUCAGCAUCGCCUCCUGCGUCUGCUGCUGUUGCUGGGCCUUGCGGCAGGACCCCAAGGACAGGUCGGCGGGAGACGGCUCCACCGUGUCCCGGGUGAAGCUGCAGGUCCAGGGGGCCCUGACCAGCCUGGCUACCGCCCUGCCCUGUGGCUCCCUCAGUGGCCAAAAGCUCCCCAGGGUCACAGUCUCUCACCACGACCCUGAGAUCCCCUUCAACCACAGCUUCAUCGAGCCUCCCUCCGCCGGCUGGGCCUCCGACGACUCCUUCUCCUCCGAUCCCGACUCCGAGGACGACAAGCCGGAUUACUGCGUGCCUCCCCGAGAAGACCCCCCUACCAGUGGAGAGCCCCCCGGCCCCGAAGAGAGCCCCUUCCCACACCCCGACGACGCCUCCACGCCCUUCGCCAUCCCGCGCACCUCCAGCCUGGCCCAGGCCAAGCGCCCGUCCGUCUCCUUUGCCGAAGGCACCAAGUUUGGGCCCCAGGACUCCCGCGCCUCCGGGGAGCCUCCCAGCCCCACCAAAAAGCCCAAGAGACUCUCGCGGUUGGCCCAGCCUGGAGCCGAGGGGCUUGGGGCGGAAGGGCCGGAGGGGCCGGAGGGCCGGCCCGAGGACCAGGAGUCUCCCGGCGCUGCCUCCCCCCGGGAUGUGGCCAGCGGCCGCAGGCGGCCCUUGGCCGGGGGCCGGACGGUGGCCCAGCGGGUGGAGGCGAUCGAGGGCGGCAGCCGGGAGGCCGCAGGCUCGGUGACCACCAUCUACAUGCUGGCGGGGACGCCCCGUGGGGGCGAAGGGCCCGUCCAGGCCGUGCUCCGCCGUUUCGGCAGCUUCCAGCGGGGCCAGGCGGAGGCCAGGCCCAAGCCCAAGGCCAGCAUCCCCAAGCCUCCGCGCCGGUCCCUGGCUCGGGAUAAGGGAUCCCCCGCCCCAGCCCAGGGCCCAGACGCGCCCCGGUAUGAGGAGCUGCCGGCCGCGUCGGCCCUCGAACCGGCCGGAUCUGCUCCGAGCCCGGAGCAGGCCGCUGGGGUGGCCUGCGGAGGUGGUCCCGAGCGGGAGCCUCAGGACCUGAUGGAGGAGAAGAAGGAGGAGGAAGAAGAGGAGCCCCAGUAUGAGAACGUGGCCCCCAAUCUUGCCCCUGCAGAUCCUUAGGGUCCUUCUGGCUUAUGGGUGUGGGGAGGGGUGUGGAGGGGGAGAGACUGAGACAGACCCGUGUCUUUGUUCCCAGUAAAGGGUGGGGGGACCGGACCAUCCGCUGUUCUGGAAUACCUUCUUUCUCCCCCAUGGACUCUCUCCAUGGCCUAGAGUGGGUUGAACUGCGGGUGUUUGGGGAUGGCUAGGCCUUUGCCAUCAUCACUGUUGGCAUUUAUUGAGCACUUAGAGUUCAAUUCAGCAGAGUUGGUAGUCUCAUUCCCUGCCCAUAGCGAGUUUACAGACUAGGGUGGGGUGUCUCUGGACGUCAAACUCUCCUACUUCCCUCCCGCCCCCCGCCCCCAACCCCUCCGUGGCCUCUGUCCCACUUAAUCUGGGAGGGCCACCCCGCAGCCCCCUUCCCCGGGAGCAUGAGGCCACUGUGAUGACCGCUCCUUGUGUGGGAUGGAACUGUCACAAGGCCUGAUUCGUAACGAAAGAGGUGCCUGGGGCUCCAGAGAUGAUGUCAUCGUCCACUUUACAUUUGUACCGACUUUGAGUAGGAGGGGGGAUUAAAGACAAUAAGUCUGCCACAUCUACUGUCCUAACUAAUGCUAGUGUGGUCCCGUGCCAGCGUUAGAUGUUGGCAUCCACGUUCAUAAAUCGUAAAGAAACGUCUUUUUAACUUUUGUAAAUGGAAGGCCAGAGGUGUUGGGGCUGUGAUCUGUCAGUUUCAGAGGCUGGGCCCCCGAAAGUUCUGGUGCAAAUUAAGUACUAAAUUAAAACCCUCAACUCUG